Molecule: messenger RNA, 351 nt
Organism: Drosophila persimilis
Lineage: Eukaryota; Metazoa; Arthropoda; Insecta; Diptera; Drosophilidae
Gene: VepD
Product: ventrally expressed gene D protein
Exons: 2
Coding region: 41-289 (82 amino acids)
Source: RefSeq, a predicted model, not a curated record
UAGUCAGGAACAUAAAUCUGCUUCAAACCGAAACAACAAAAUGGUCCCACAGAGUGAGAGUCCAGCCCUGUUCGAGGACAAUUUCGUUGCGGAGUCCCAUACUGUCCCUGAGAAUUGUGAGCAUAGUCGCUGUGGCCAGAGCCAGACUGCCCUGGAGGUAUACGAGAGAAUUCUAAGGCGUCUACAGUCACAGCAGGAGGCCUAUGCCUCAAGGGUCGACGAAGCCGCUUUGAUAAAGCAAAUUUGGAUUGCCAGCUUUACAGGAAACCGACUGCAAUAUCGAAUGUAGGAGAUCAAAGAUCGAUUAUUAAAGAUUUAGGAAAUAAUAUAGCCAUAUUUGUGAAAAUCCAA